Messenger RNA from Lodderomyces jiufengensis, 1044 nucleotides. It is a transcript of the gene ERG27, whose product is annotated as 3-keto-steroid reductase. Lineage: Eukaryota; Fungi; Ascomycota; Pichiomycetes; Serinales; Debaryomycetaceae. Gene Ontology annotation, biological process: ergosterol biosynthetic process. The coding region runs from base 1 to 1044 and encodes 347 amino acids. The record is from RefSeq and is a predicted model, not a curated record. The transcript has a single exon. Gene Ontology annotation, cellular component: endoplasmic reticulum membrane; mitochondrial outer membrane; lipid droplet. Gene Ontology annotation, molecular function: 3-beta-hydroxysteroid 3-dehydrogenase (NADP+) activity.
AUGUCAUUGAUUAAAAAAUCGACCAAAAUCGUUAUUACUGGGACCUCAUCAAAUUUAGGUUUCAACAUAGCAGUUCGUUUAUUAGAGCAAUUACCAAAUGAUAAAGAAAUAACAUUAAUUGUGACAUCAAGAACAUUACCAAAAGUCAAAGAAUCGAUAAAUGAUAUUAAAAAAUAUAUAAUUGAAAAGAUACCUUUAAAAUUAAAAUUAAUUGAAUUUGAUUAUUUGUUGGUGGAUUUUACUGAUAUGAUAUCUAUCUUAUCUGCAUAUUACGAAUUGAACAAAAGAUACAAGCAUAUUGAUUAUUUAUUUAUUAAUGCAGCACAAGGAGUUUAUGGAGGUAUAGAUUGGAAACAAGCCACUAUUGAAGUAUUAUCUAAUCCUAUUGAAGCAGUUACAAACCCCACGUACAAGUUACAAAGAACUGGAGUACAAUCAAAUGAUAAUUUAGGUUUGGUUUUCCAAGCUAAUGUAUUUGGUCCUUAUUACUUUAUACAUAAAAUUAAACAUUUGUUACAAAAUGGUGGGAAAAUUAUAUGGAUUGGUUCAUUAAUGUCAGAUCCUAAAUAUCUUUCGUUUAAUGAUUUACAAUUGUUAAGAUCUCCAGAAAGUUAUGAAGGUUCGAAAAGAUUAGUUGAUUUAUUACAUUUUGGAACUUAUAAAACUUUAGAAAAUCAAUAUGGAAUUUAUCAAUAUUUAGUACAUCCUGGGAUAUUUAUAAGUUUUUCAUUCUUCCAAUUUUUGAACAUUUUCACUUACUAUGGAAUGUUGAGUUUAUUUUAUAUUGCAAGAUUCUUGGGUUCACCAUAUCAUAAUAUUUCUGGUUAUAUAGCUGCUAAUGCACCAAUUCAAGCAGCAAUGGGGAAUGUGAAACAAUCAUCAAAAGCUGGAUCGGCAUGUGAUAGAUCAGGUAAAGAAUAUCUAAAAUAUGAAGAAGUUGAUACUACAGGUUCAGAAGAUGUAGUGAAAUAUUUUAAUGAUUUGGUGGAAGAAUGGGAUUAUAAAUUAAAGGAUCAAAUAGUAAAUACUCGAGUACCUAACUAA